AUGAACUUGCCUAAUAAGCCGACACGUGUCCAACACGUUACCGAUAUUAUCGGUGAAUGGGGUCUAUGGCAGCUAAAUGUGGUCAUGUUUUCGGUUAGUUGUGCUAUGUUUUUGGGAUUUCAUACACUUAGCGUAUCGUUUUAUGCACCAACCAUUAACUACUGGUGCUCAGACAACAACAACAACAAUGAUACCGGUGCUGAUAAUAUUGGCAGCAAUAAUAAAACAUUAUUUAAAUCAAAUGAUUAUUAUUGUCUGAAUGGUUGUCAAAACUGGACGUUUGAUAAAUCAGUGUUUAAAUCGACAAUCAUUGAUGAGUGGCACCUAAUCUGCGAUCGUCGGGAACUAUCAUCACUGACUCAAUCGCUACUGAUGCUCGGCUACGCACUGGGAGCCAUCGGUUGUGGCUAUCUAUCCGGACGUUUCGGUCGUAAACCGGUACUAUGGUUGACAAUCCUGUUGGAAAUUAUGGCCGGCCUAUCCAGUGCACUGUCAGUCAAUAUAAUACAUUUUUCCCUAUCCCGACUUGUACUGGGUAUGGCAACAUACGGUCGGGCACUGACAGCAUUUAUAUUAGUUACCGAAUGUUUUGGACCCAAAUACAGGGCUACAGUCAGCCUAUCCAUACAUUUUGGUUGGGCACUGGGCUAUUGUCUAUUGCCUGGUAUAGCCUAUUUGUUGCCAAAUUUUCGUCAAAUGAUAUUUGCGACAUCAAUACCCGAAAUACUAUGGGUUGUAUGGCUCUACUGGAUACCCGAGUCGCCCCGUUGGCUGAUAGCCAACCGUCAGUGGUAUCGCUUAGAACCGGUACUCAAACAGGCUGUCCAUAUGAAUUCAUUACCACUAAGUGAUUUUCAAUGGCAAUUUCAAUCGCUGAAAACUAGCUAUAUUGUUGCCAAUGAUAAACAACAAAACAUAAACAGUAAUGAUAAUACUAAAUCAUUUAUUUGGGAGGUAUUAAAGUCACCCAACCUGUCGAGGACAACCCUAAUCAUGUACUUUACAUGGUUUGUCAAUGCACUAGUCUAUUACGGUAUAUCGUUAAAUAUCGGUGAAUUUGGUUACAACCUGUUUAUCAACUUUUUUAUUGCCGGCCUACUGGAAGUACCGGCCACUUUGGUCCCGAUAGUAGCUAUCAAUUAUAUGGGUCGCCGGCCACUUACUGCUGGACUUAUGUACGCGAGUGGACUGUCGUGUUUGGCUAUCGUACCGUUGCUGAUGAUGUCGGCUGACUGGCCCCGAGUAACCAUUGCAUUGAUUGGCAAGUUUUUCAUAACCAGUUCCUAUGCUGUUAUCUAUGCAUACGGUGCCGAAGUCUAUCCAACUGUUAUCAGACAAGCGGGUCUCGGGUCGUGUUCGGUGGCCUCAAGUGUCGGCAGUAUAUUAGCGCCGUUUGUCAAAGAUAUGAGUUUAAGCACUGGUAUGAAUGUUGUACUAUACAUAUUGAGCGGCCUAUCCAUUGUCGACGCUGUGUCCGUACAUUUUCUACCCGAAACUAGUGGCCAACAAAUUGCCGACACUGUAGCCGAAGCCGAACAAAUCAAUAAGUAUUAG
Molecule: messenger RNA, 1554 nt
Organism: Oppia nitens
Lineage: Eukaryota; Metazoa; Arthropoda; Arachnida; Sarcoptiformes; Oppiidae
Product: organic cation transporter protein-like
Exons: 5
Coding region: 1-1554 (517 amino acids)
Biological process (GO): transmembrane transport
Cellular component (GO): membrane
Molecular function (GO): transmembrane transporter activity
Source: RefSeq, a predicted model, not a curated record